Alternaria rosae is the source of this 1039-nucleotide messenger RNA. RefSeq lists its product as uncharacterized. The record is from RefSeq and is a predicted model, not a curated record. The transcript is spliced from 3 exons. NCBI's taxonomy places the organism in Eukaryota, Fungi, Ascomycota, Dothideomycetes, Pleosporales, Pleosporaceae. Bases 215 to 1039 code for a protein of 274 amino acids.
GUAGCCAUCUGAACGUUUAGACUGUGGUUUGCUUGAGACGAACGAUUUUCGUUUCUUUCCUUGGUGUCUUUCCUUACCGUCUGUUUCUGCUUGUCGAUCGUUUCUCUUAAUCGUUCACUAUCUCAGUUUCGUCCCUCAGUCCAUCGCUUUCCCACUCUGCCUGCAAGCGCCGUCUUUCUUCUUCGUCCACUCUUAAUUAAUUGUCGUCUUGACGAUGGCUAUCUUCUCCACAAUUCUGCUGCUGGCAGCUUGCUCUACAUCCAUAAAUGCCGGACCCGUUCCAAAGAAUCACCGAAGACAACUCUUUCCUAGUUACGCCAACACUACCUCAACAAUCGCAUCAACAUCAGGACAGCAAGUUGCAGAAGCAGAGACUGCUAUUAUAGUGGAGCCUAUCCGGCAAACCAUAUUCUCUUCGAUCGCACCAGCUAUCACGUUCGUUCUUCCUGACGGGAAGCCACUCGUGACACAAGAUCCGCAGACUGUGUUUUCUACUUCCUACAUCACACCAUCACCUCUGCCGACCCCGGAGGAGACUUCAAGCGCAGUGGCUACGUCUUCAGUAACACCAAGUCCGAAACCAACGCCCACAGAGAGCAGCGAUGUGUCGGUAUCGUCGGCAUUGUCAAGUUCGGUUGCCGCUGUGGAAAACAAGACAGCAAGUGAGACAAGCCGAAAAGCUCCUAUGUUCACCUACUCGCCCAUAGAAGAGACGUCCACCUCGCUUGCCACUCCAAAUGCAUCGGCGACAAGUGCUGUCCUAGCAUCUACCACUGCGGGCUUGCCUGGCUUCACACAUCCCGGUGCGGCACCCUCGGGCCCACCAUCUGCCAAUACAACCACCAGUGCGAUUGUCACCAGCGUAUCUUCUAUGAUCAACCCCUGUAUCGAGCGGAUCGUCAACGGUUGUUCUCCCGUCAGCGACUGCUUCGGAUACCAUCGAUGUGACAUCGCGCAUCAUCGUCACGCAAUACACCACUAUCUACGCGACAUCCAAGCCAUCUCAGACACCUACGCAAGAGUCGAUCAUGCCAACUGA